AUGCAUAAUGGUGAAGUCUAUAGGUACCAGAUAGAUGAUGAAGUCCAUGCGAAAUGGCGUGACCUAGCGACCAAACAAGUGGUGAAGGCCGCUGCAAGGUCAGCUGUUGUACUGCAUGGAAUUGCUGUACAUGCACGAUACUACCACCCUGAGAUCGUUGGUAGCAUAUCUAGAUCGAAUAAGAUGCAGCGUCAUGGAGUUCGUGGCAACUGGAUGCAAGCCCUUGCUAAGAACUUCAUCAUAGCCGCUGUUAUAGUACCAUCCAUUGUGAUAUUCCUCAACUAUCCACAGUAG
This is a messenger RNA of Perkinsus marinus ATCC 50983, 294 nucleotides long. RefSeq lists its product as hypothetical. Lineage: Eukaryota; Perkinsozoa; Perkinsida; Perkinsidae. The record is from RefSeq and is a predicted model, not a curated record. Bases 1 to 294 code for a protein of 97 amino acids. The transcript has 2 exons.